Molecule: messenger RNA, 7080 nt
Organism: Pedinophyceae sp. YPF-701
Lineage: Eukaryota; Viridiplantae; Chlorophyta; Pedinophyceae
Source: the annotation of a GenBank genome assembly
AUGCGGCAGGGAGAGCAGCAGCCGGCCCCUUGCACGCCCGGCGGCGGCUGCUUGGCCCCGCUCACCAACGCGACGCCGGGCUCGCGAGCGCGCCGCAAGUACCGCACGCCGAGGUCCCAGCGGAAGAAACGGAGGUCCAGACAGGUCGAGGGCCUCUUCUUCAGUCUGGCUGCCAGCGAGGCGGCGGGCCCCGCGCUCCCGGCCCUGUCUCGAGCCCCCAGGCAACAAGCUGGGUCCCCGGCCCUCCUCGUGCUCUCGUACGACGCGGGCGACCCCGGCCCCGCGGCCGCGCUCUCCUUCGGGACCCCCCGCGUCGGACAGACGCGCGUCCGGGACCUCCAGGUCCGCAACGCCACCUCGGGAGCGCAGUACGUCGCUGUUGAAAUCCCAUCGGGCGACUGGGCGGCCGCUUGGGGCGCGGACGACGCCGUCCCUGCCGACGGGAACGGAGCCGAGGGGGUAGAGGUGCCGGCGGGGGCAACGGUUCGGUUCCAGGUGGCGUGGACGCCCUCGCAGGCCGGAACUGUCGCCGAGGCACUCGCGCUCGUUUGGGGCGCCGCGCGGGCCCGGCGCGUACAGGUCGAGCUGCGCGGACGAGCUGCCGCAAGCGCCGCUCCGGACGCGAGGCCCGCCGCGACGGCGCCGCCGCGGCGCCUGAAGCUCCAGCGGCCCGCGAGCGCCGCGGGCGCGGGCGCGGACGCCGCUCCAGCAGGCCUGCUCGUGGCGCUGCGCGCCCGACUGUGGUGGGCGCUCUCCGGCGACGUUGCGACCGCGGACGGCCUCGGACGCGUCGCCCGCGCGAUCGACGACGGCCGUAUUGCCCUGGACGCGGCGCGGACGUUCGUGCGGGACGUGGGCGCGCGGGAGCGCGCAUUUGAUGCGCUUUCAAGCUACCACCCGUUGUGGCUGCGGGCGGCCGCGGAGGUGGUGGCGUCGCGGUCGGCGGCGGCGGUGCUCGGCGCGGACGCGGGCGCGCGGGAGGUGCGCGCGCUCGUGGGCGCCGCGGUGCUCGGCGACGGCGGCGGGCUGCGGGGGGAGUUUGCCAACCCUCUGAGCGCGGACGCGGGGGAGUACGGCGCGGCGCAGGGGCGCGCGGCGCUGCUGCGGACGAUUCAGAUGGUCGUCGCGCUGGACCGCGCGGUCGCGGGCGCGGGGGACGGUCCGACGGUGAGCGGCGCACCGCCGCUCUUCCUCCCGCACAGCGGCGUCGCGUCGUCCCGCGAGGUGCUCGCGCGGGUCGUGAACGGCAGCCUGAAGGCCGGCGGCGACCUCGCGCGCGAGCUCCACCUCAUGGGCUGCGCGCUCCGGCACCAGCAGUCCCCCCACCUCAUGACAGACCUGACCGUUGCCGACCUCGGCGCCGACAUGCGCGACGGCCUGCGGCUCUGCCGCCUCGCCGAGGUCCUGGCCGGCGCGGCGCCGGGCGCGAUCCUCGGCCACGCGCGGCUCAACGCGCGGUCGCGGGGGGCGAAGGAGCACAACGUCGGUCUGGCGCUGGCGGCGCUGGAGAGCGCAGGGCUGUCGCUGCGGGGCAUCGCGACGUCCGCGGGCCCCGUGGACGCGAAGGCGCAGGACGUGGUCGACGGGAACAGGGAGCGUACGCUGGGCCUGCUGUGGCGCGCGUUCGCCACGUUCGACGCGCCGUCGCUGCUCGACACUCCCGCCGUGAGCCGGGAGGUGUCCGUGCUGUCCGCGCGGCACCGGCCGGGCGUGCAGGCGCUGGGGCUCGAGCUCGCGCGGUCGCCGCACCCGCACGAGCCGCCCAUGGGCUGGGUGCAGCGCUGGGCCGCCGUGACGUGCGCGGGCUACGGCGUGGCGGUGCGCAACCUCUCGUGGUCGUUCGCGGACGGCCAGGCGCUCUGCGUGCUCGUCCACCACUACCGCCCGGACCUCCUGCCGGCCUCCGCGAUCUUCCGCCCGCCCCCGCCGACCAGGGCGGAGGUGCGCGCCGCCCUGGGCGUGUCAAACGGCGACGACACCAACGCAGUGUCUGACGCGCCCUGCGCGCUGCCCGGGGCCGCGUCCGACGAGCUGGGCCUCGCGGCGCUCCGGCGCCGCGCCCACCAGGCCGCGGCUGCCGCGGAGCUCGGGGGGGGGUCUCUCCUGACGUGGGGGGAGGUGUUCGAGGCGCAGGGCGCGGUCGUCGACCGCCUUGCGCGCGACCUCGCCGCCGGCGUCCGGCGCAACUUCGCCGCCGUCGAGACCGCGCUCCGGCGCCUCGGCGGCGUCCCGAUGACGCUCUCCGGCCAAGACCUCCUCACCCACGGCCCGCACCCGGGCGCGGUCGGCAUGCUUCUAUGCCACCUCGCUCCGCGGCUCCUGCCCGAGACCGCGCCGCACCGCGCCGCCGCGCGCAUCCAGCACGCGUGGCGCGUCCACCGCUUUCUCGCCGCGCCCUCUCGCGUCGCCGGCGCGCAGCGCGCGGCCAUGCAGCGGGCGGCAGGCACCAUCCAGCGCGGAUGGCGAGCGUUCCUGCUGCGCAAACGUCUCGCUGCGGCGCGCGGGCGGCCCGCCGCGGUCGAGCGCGGCAUCGUGCGGAUGCAGGCGAUCGUUCGCGGCCGCAUUGCGCGGGCGGAGGCCGCGAGAGUGCUGGCGGGAGUGGUCGUGUGGGAGCGCCGCGCGCUGCCGCACGUGGUCCGUUUGCAGGCGGGCGCGGGCGGUGCUGAGCCAGGCGUCGUUGUCGAGGAGGGCUGCUUCCACGAAGCGGGGCGCAGGGAUCGCGUGGCGGUCGCGGUGUCGCCGGUCGUGAGCGUCGUGGGCGCGGAGAUGACGAACGACGACGUGGUCGAUAUGAGCUUCGCGUCUGACAUCUCCCUGACAGCGAUACAGGAGGCCCCCAGCGACUCUCCGGGGCAGGCUGCGGGGGGCGACGGUGAUGCGAUCACUCGGCCGGCGCCAGGCCGCGCCGGGGAGGAGGGCGUGAGCUUCGGCACACUGCCGACAGGGCAGGAGAACGAGGCUGCGGGCGCGACGCCACGCAGCGUGACGCAGUCGGGCGGAGGCGCUGCGCUGCAGGCUCUGUCGCUCAACCUGGAUGUUGUGCGGGCGAGCCCGUGCGAGGUUGUCGAGGAGGGCGUCGUCGCGCAGAUCGCGGUGCGCGGCCCCGUCGCUCCAGUGCACGCGGAAAGCUCGCCCGUCGUCGCGGCCGGGCCGCUGUCGACGCCUGUGCGCGAGGCAGCAGCACCGGCGUCGCCCCGCGGCGCGGUCACGUCGCCGCUGGAGCGCGAACUGCUCUCGGACGACGUCGAGCGCGCGUGGCGCGACAGCGCGGCGUCGUCGCCCCGGUGCGACGUCAGCGGACCGCGACGCAGUUCUUCGGGCGACGGCAACACAGAACCCAGCGUCCUGCGCCUGGAGCGUUUGAGCUUCGCGGAGGCCGCGUCGCCCCGCGUCGGCUCCGGCAAGGCCGCUGCGGCCAUAUGGGCUCGCGAUUCGGCGAGUCCCGCGGGCGCCGCGGCCGCGACGCCGGAACCAUCGGGUGGAACGUCAGUCGUGGUUGGCCGUCUGCUUGAGGAGGAGAUCGAGAGUCUGCGGCGGGAGCUCGGGUCCGUCGCAGCGAGCCCGCUCGCGGCGGAGCUCACGUCGCCCGUGACGUUCUCGUCGCACGAGUCGCAACACACCCCCGGGGGGUCUGUUUCGUCGCCCGACACCGCGGCAUCGCCGCCGGGGGCUGAGCCCGCGGCCGCGGAGCCGGACAGUGCUAGGGACGCGCAGGCCGAGGUCGCGCCGGCGCCUGCGGCGUCUGCGCGGACCGAGGCGGAGGUGUCACUGGUGUCAGAGGUGCUCCACCUGCAACGGAGCCACGAAGCGGCCGUCAGCGACGAGGCUGCACAAGAUCUGCGUGAGACUGCCGCGACGGUGAUCCAGAGCCACUACCGCGGCUUCGCUGCCAGGCGGGACGUCGCGGAGCUGCGCCGGCUGCGGUGCGCGGCGCGUGAGCAGGCGGACGCAAGGCGGGCACUGGUGGCGAUCCAGGCGCACGUGCGCGGGUGGCUGGCGCGGCGGACGUACGCUGCAACGCUGGCGGCGCGGGAGGGCGCUGCGGCGAGGAUCCAGGCGUGGGUGCGCGGGUGGCUCGUGCGCCGCUACCUCGCCGAGCGGGCAUCGGCGGCCGAGGCGGAGCGCCAGCAACAGCUGCGCGAGUCUGCCGCGACGACGAUCCAGGGCCACUACCGCGGCUUCGCCGUCAGGCGGGACGUCGCGGAGCUGCGCAGCCUCUUGCACGCGGUUCAGGCGCAGGAGGGCGCGGUGCGGGCCGUGGUGGCGAUCCAGGCGCACGUGCGCGGGUGGCUGGCGCGGCGGACGUACGCUGCAACGCUGGCGGCGCGGGAGGGCGCAGCGGCGAGGAUCCAGGCGUGGGUGCGGGGCCGGCUGCUGCGGAGGGCGAUGGCGCGGUACCACGGCUGCCUCGACGCCGCCAACAGGGCGCUGAUCGAGGAAUCGGACGCGUGCAGACACCUGCGCUUCGGUGCAUCGGCCUGCGCGCGCGUCAAGGCGGCGCGCGGCGAGCUCACGGCGGCGAUCCGGGCGCUCCAGCGCACUGUCGGCCCGGAGGUUGCAGACACGAUGUCGGUCGCUGCGCGAUGGGAGACUCACGAGGAGAACGUCGCGCGCGCCGUCGUUGCGUCGUUCCGUGCGCAGCUGACGACGGAGGAGAUCCGGCGCCUGCUCGGCGACAAGGACGCGCUGCCGGCUGGGUACAGCGUCACAGAGGCGUUCGCGCUCGUGGACUACUGGCUGCGGUUGACGUUGUAUGAGGUGGCAUCGGGGCGCAAGUCCAGUCGGAUGGCGCACUGGGAGAGGAACACGCUCAUGGACGGCCUUGCGGCGGAGCUGGCAGCCCGCGAGAGCCGCUACCGCGGCUUCGCCGCCAGGCGGGACGUCGCGGAGCUGCGCCGGCUGCUGUGCGCGGUGCGCGAGCAGGAGGGCGCGGUGCGGGCCGUGGUGACGCUCCAGGCGCACGUGCGCGGGUGGCUGGCGCGGCGCACGCUUUUGCGCAAUCGUGACUUGCAGCGCGCGGACGGGACCGACGCGGUGGCGCGUGCGUCGGAGUCGGAGUCCUCUUCGGUCGCGGACGACGAUCUGUCGGACUGGGCCCCGGAGGACGGCGACGCUGCGCUGGAGAGGGCUGCGGUGAUGAUGCAGGAGCACUUGUACGGUCGCGACGCGGCCGCCACGGAGCGCGCGAGGACGGCAGAGAUGGCGCGGGCGGCCGUCGUGAUUCAGGCGCACUACAGGAGCCGCGUGGCGCGGCGCGCGUUCGCGCGCACGCUGCGCGAUGCCCGCGCCACACGUGACAGGACGGCAGAGAUGGCGCGGGCGGCCGUCGUGAUUCAGGCGCACUACAGGAGCCGCGUGGCGCGGCGCGCGUUCGCGCGCACGCUGCGCGAUGCCCGCGCCACACGUGACAGGACGGCAGAGGUGGCGCGGGCGGCCGUCGUGAUUCAGGCGCACUACAGGGGCCGCGUGGCGCGCCGCGCUGCGGCGCAGAUACGAGAGGAGCGCGCCGCUGUCGCUGCUGCGCAGCGGAAGGCCGCGGCGGUCACGAUCCAGGCGUACGUGCGCGGCAUGGCGGUGCGCAGGGCCCUGGGAGCCGAGGCGGCGCGCACGCGCGCAGCGGUGGUGCUCCAGGCGCGGAAGCGCGAGGCCGAGCGGAUCCUCGCCGAGAUGCGCGCCGUCGUGACGAUCCAGGCGCAUGCGCGCGGGUGGCUCGCGCGCCGCGCCGCCGCGGCAAUGAGGGACGAAGCCCGCGCUGCGCGUGUCAUGCAAGCAGCGACGCUGAUCCAGGCCCACGUGCGCGGCUGGUCGGAAGCGUCGGGCACCGCGAUGGCGGCUGCGACGCCGGAACGGCGCCACGCGUCUGAAAUGGCAGAACUUGACACCCCCGGGGUUGUCCUCUGUCAGUCGGACUGCGGCGAUGCGGAGGACGUCAUCGCGGCGACCCCUCCCUCGCGGCUGCCGUCGCCGCGCUUGCGCGAGGGCACGCCGGCGGCGCAGGACGCGGCGCCGUUGUCGGUGCUUGGUGGCCCGUCGCCAGCCCCUUGUCUCGGCGAGGCCUUCGUGGGCAGCCCCGUGGAAGUGCGCGUGUCGGACGGAGCGGUGUCGAGCGUCGAGGAGCAGGAGGAGGCCGCGAGCGAGGUCACGGCCAUUGCCGCUGCCGCUGGACUCCCCCUCCCACUCCCCUCCUCGCCCGUGGAAGAGGAGCCGCGCAUGGACGCUGCCGUGGAAGCGCCUGCGGCUGGACCGGCCGCCGCGCCGGACGAGCCGACCGCGCAGCAGCCCGAUGCUCAUCUCGACGGUGCCUGCGGCGCGCCGGGCGUGCCGGAGCUGAUCGGGGCGCUCGGGGGCGACGACGACGCGGCCGCGCAGGCCGCCGGCCAGGCGCUCGCCACCAGCUGCCUCCACAACGACGUGUCCUGCGCCGCAGUGGUGGCUGCCAACGGCGUCCCCGACAUAGUUCGCGCAGCGCGGAGGUGUCUGCGCCGCGGCUCCGGUCCGCACGUGCGCGUCCUGAAGCUCGCGUUUGCGUGCCUGCUUGGGCUCGCGCGGCGCCCGGGGCCGGCCCGCGCCAUCCUGGACACCCCCGGGGGGGUCGACGUCGCCAUGGAGGCCAUGCAACUGUUCCGGGACGACGAGGCGGCAUUCAACGGUGCUGCGGCGCUGAUCCACCGCCUCGCGGAAGACUCCGACCGCGCGCGCGCCGUCGCGGCCGUCCCGGGCGUGACGUCGAGCCUGACGUGGUUGACGCGGAAGUCCCCCGUGCGUGCGUCGCCGAGGCGGGUGCGGGACCUCCCGCGAUCGCCCAAGGCAACGGGCGAACUCGGGAAGCUCCUGGCUCGGUCGGCGGAGCAGCGUCAUGUGCGUCCAGAGGUGCGCGAUGCGCGGAAGGACGUGGAGAACUCGGGGUCGGCUCCCGCGGGGCCGUCGGUCGUGCCGAAGGACAGGGGGGGGGGUUCUGGUGCCAAGGGGGGGCUGUGGCGGGGUGGGGCGCUGCGUUCGCGGCUGCCGACGGGGCAGGUGGCGAACGUCGCGAAGGCGGCGGGGCCGUCCAGGCUCCCGCGGGCCCCGAAGCAGCAGUAA